Molecule: messenger RNA, 4027 nt
Organism: Porites evermanni
Lineage: Eukaryota; Metazoa; Cnidaria; Anthozoa; Scleractinia; Poritidae
Source: the annotation of a GenBank genome assembly
GCAGCAAGAUGGACCUCAGGAAAUUUACCGUUUUUGCCUUUCUCCUGAACCUGGGGAUUCUCGCUGCAACUGUAGAAGGUACACAGCUCUUGUUUUCAUCUUAGGCCGUUGCAAUCUACAUGUGUAAGUUCUUAUACCUGACAAAAAUGUUACUUUUUUCUAGUGACAAUUGUUUUAAAAAUUAAUCCUCAACUUCAAUCUCUUGAAACCCAAUUCAACUCGGUCGAAGACUUUUUCAUUAACAUUUUUCUAGGGAACAGUUUUAGAUCUCAACUAAAAGCAAGAAGGUCUGGAGGUUAGAUCAUUUGAAUUCAUCAUAGUGAUUUGUUUACAAAUGUGGGGGACACAACCGCCACUCCAUCUCGCUUUUAAGUAACUAAAUCAGUGCUCUCGGAGCCGACGAAUUGUUAAGUCGAUUCGAUGUGUUUAUCAUCUCGUUAUUUGCGAAUCCUCUACAUGCAAAAGCAAUGUUAUCAGGAAAAUGACUUUAUUUCAAAGCUCUCGGUCCAUUUAUUUGUUUGCCGCAACUCUGUCAAAAUAUCUACAAAUAGAACAGUCAGGUCUGUAGUCUGGUUACCACUUGGAUCGAAGAAACACGAAAAAAAGGGGAUAAACAUUUAUCCCAUGUUUCAUAUCCUGAGAUGACUUGGCAGUUUUAGGUUUUCAAAACUUAAGAUUUUGCCAGUGGGGUGAGGACUUUGAAAAACCUGCCCUUAAGACUCCACACCCACAUUCUGACGCAAUGCGGACGUUUUAAUAUAUUUCAAAUUUUUGAAGGAAUAGUAAUGCUUUCUGUCAGUUCAGCGACCCGCAUUUAACAGAAAACCUUAAACAAGUUUUAUAUUUUUGAUUUUUAUUUUUCCGAGUCAGUCAUUCCCAUGAUUCCCGUACUUCGCGGUACCAAUCUUCAGAUUUCCUACUUCGUAGAGUUCUGUUUUAAUCCAAUCAACGAUAACUGUCAUUGCCCCUUACCCUUUUGGUGCAAGGAACCGAGAUCACCUGAUAAUGUUUGUGCACGUGUAACGUGACCAGAAUCAAGACAUCUAGAUUUGCUUUCAAGUGGAAUAACUGAAAAUAAACAAAAAAGUAGCUAGAGGAGUGGAAAUGAGACUUGAGGCAAUUCUAAAGAGAAUUGCCAAGCAAUUUGAGUUUGGCAGUAGGAUGGACUUCGGAAUAGACAAUGACUUAAUCACGAGUGAAACAUUGAAGGUUGAUGACAACAACAAACCAAAAUAAAGACAACCUCAAGAGGAUGGUAUCUAAGUGUGCAUUUUUUUUUCUUUAAUUUGAUAUUACUUUCCUCAACUGAUUUGUCUCCAAAUCUCUCAGAUCGCGUCUAUAUCGAGCUGGCGAGAUAUGCAAUUCGCCAUCUUAUUCAUUACCAUUUUAUGAUUAAGAGCAUUUGCGGUAUUUUAAAUGUAAACUAUCUGAAGUAUAUAUCGUAAAAUUCGUCUUCCUGAAUUUUCUUCACAUAACGACAAUCAAACAUUUUAUGAUACAAAUGAAAAGCGUUCUUUUAAAAUAGCGCAUUUUUUGGUCCUGUGCAACUCGACGGUAGACUGAGUCGUUUAUUGUUUUUUUUUUUUUUUGUAUUUAACUAGAACUAGGCCAAGUUACGUUUUAACCGCGCUAUUUAUAUGAAAAAUGAAAUUCACAAAAUCCCUGAAAAAGAAAAAAAGGCUUAUAAUUCACAAAAAUAAAUAAAGAGGAACCGAUCAGUUCCGUCAUUUCCACAUCUAAAACACAGCCGCUCUGAGAUACGCCCCUCGCCUCUCUUUAAUUUUAAGCCACACUCUGCUCAUUUUCAGGUAUUUCCUAUCAAGUUGGCAAACUAAACGCAUCAGAGACACGUCGAGGAUGGAAUUGCAACAGCGGAUGUGAGGCGCCACAACAUUGUACACUGCCACGCUGCACCAAUGUGGUAUUUCCGCAAACGUUUAGUGGAUCUGGAACCGUAAGUAAACCCUAAGCAAUUAAAACUUAUAGUCUAAUCUUCAGGGUUCGGGGUAACUUUCUUUUGUAAGUAAACCACGUUAAGCUUCUUUAAAAAUCUAAUGUUUUUUACAAAUUUUGAUUUGCCUUAGUACUUGUGGUUUUCUGAUGCUUCGGUGCGCAUAGGUAUGCUUAAGUGCUUCUAAUCCCUAGGAUGCGCGUGUUUUUGAACCAAACAAAACAAAACAAAACAAAUACAAAAAGCCGGAAGAUUUUGACGAUAAAUAUAGAAGGUCUCUAUUCCAUGAAAUAGGAAUUGGGGGGUAAAAUGUGAAACUGAAACUGCGGGGUGGGCGAUUGGGGUCGAUUAGCUAGACUCUCUUUUUCUUCAGAUUUAGUGUGUGGAGUGAACGCGUGCGCAAGCGUCGAGCAGACGCGAGAAACAAGGGAGGCAUUCUCGCGCCUUCAGUCAUCCGCAAGGCCACGCGUGUCUCGCGCGUUUCGCUCGACGGAUUAGGAAAAAAAGAGAGACUGCUCAUAGUCUAGGGUGGACUUGUCACCUGAUAAAUUUUCAUUGAUGCAUGUCUUUACCUAACGCAUUUCAGGUUCGAGUUUUUGUGUCAUUAAGCCAUGAAGAUCAGUCUUCAGUUGUUCAUUCGCCUUCCGCCGUGUGGGCAGAGUCCAUUAGUACAGCUGGAUUUCAGUUAUGCUCGCGUGCAACAGGUUCUACAAACGACACUGGAAUUAUCAACUGGGUAGCGUUUCAGGACAAACCUAUGUUAACGCAUGGAAGCGUUACUUUUAGCGGAAUAUGGACAACAGAAACUAAGUGUGAGAAGGUGGCCUUUUCUCAGGUUAGAUAACAAUAAUUGAUAACCAGUAUAUAAUUUUGUUACAAAGGUGUAAAACGUAUAAAAUAGUAGAAACAAAUGAAAUAGUAUCAGAAAGUAGUUCUAAAACAAGUGAUCACUAAUUAAUAUCCGGAAUUUGCUCUUCAUAGCAGAGUCCACUGCUAAAAGUCUUUUUAAGCUUUCUCUCGGGCUUUAAGUUUCAAACUUUUCCUUCCAUCGCCUUUAGAUAAGCCAUUUUCACGUUUUACUUUGGAGGUAGUGAUUGAAUAAUGCGUGACCGUUUUGAAUGUGUUGAUGUGUUAAAGGGAAUUUGGAAAAUAGAAGUCUAUUCAUUUAAUGAUAUCAAAUUUUUAGCAUUAAACUUAACAAAGUUGGCCGAAAAGAACCAUUGUUGUUUGUAACUUUAUUGAAGUAAUAGGCCAAAUAAGAUGCAUUCACCAACCUUUUCAACACUUCGUAGAAAGAGGUGAAAGAGGGGUAGAAAAGUAAGUUAAUGUGAAUAGACAAGUAGAUUUGAUUAAUCUGCUCCCCUUAGCCUUUGAUAAAUCCUUAAUUUCAUCUAAGUGCCGCUAAGUACUUCAUGGAUACGUUCCUCCUGAUUUAUCUUUCGAGAAGCUUGUUGAUUUUUCAGUCAAUAGUUUUUCAUAUAUCUAACAUUUUUUUGCAGAGCUUUGCUUCCAAGCCUCGUGUAUUUGUCUCUGUUAAGUACACUCGCAGUACUAAGCCAAAUGAUGCUAUGUACUUAUGGUUAGAGAACGUCAAUUCUGGAGGAUUUGAAGUGUGCUUAAGGGAAUUCUUGCCCUUUGAUGGAAAACACCAAGAUGCAGUUGUGGUAAGUGAAGAAAAAUGUCCGAGUAAACUAUAGUAUUGAUGAAAACAAACAAACAAACAAACUUGACUUUGCCACACUUCGGCCGCCCGGAAACCCAAUUACCCAGAACGUUUUUGACGCAAUUAAGGUCAGUGUCGUGUCUCACAUGUCUCAUGCAGUCAUUUCUUGUUAAAGGAAAUGUGGUUCGAAACCUGACGCAACUCGUCUUGUAAAGAAAAGGGUAGCAAAUUAAACAUUAUUUUCUUGUCCGCAGGACUGGUUUGCAUUCACUGGAAAUGGGAGUCAACUUAAUUUCACAAUAACUGGGGAAGAAAUCUUUCCAAGCAGUGGAAAUCCAUCGGCCAAAAACAACUACGGCUUCUGUCAGGUGAAAACUUUAGUUCUAACAAGAACAUUUAGCAAGCCAAAGAAC